GAUGUUCCUGAUUAUUUGUAUUCCAAGACGAGGGUCCAAGUGCAUAGCGGCAUAGCAAUGGCAUGGAUUCGACAAUCUUAAUGCAGGUCGCCAGCUACGGCACCAGAGGGACCCCAUGAUCCAUGAGGGCUCGGACCUCCUUCCAGCCCAGCCCACAGGAGUACACUCCCACGACUGCGCAUGAGAGCAAAGGCCAUGGCACCUCCAUACGCAGCACGCUCUUCCGCUCAGGGCCAUCGAUGACGCAGCAUUUGUUGCCGCACCUGCGGCCGGAGAGGCCAAUCAUUGCUCCAGUUUGGGAGGAUGAUGCGGCAGCGGACCAAGAACUUCGGAAGAAGCUGGCAGCAAUUAGCACGAGCUUUGCCGCGUUGGCCAAGCAAGUGGACGAAGAUGCCCGGAGGCGGAAAGAGCUGGAAGCUUCUCGCUGCCAGGAGCUGGUGGCCUUUCUGGGAAAGCUUGAGCAUGAGCUGAUGGAGGAGUCUCAACAUCGCGAGGAGGAACUGACGGACUUCAGACAGGCGAUGAACCGGCGCCUGGCAGACAUCAUCGAAGGCCUUCAGGAGCGGUUAUCUGAACGAUUCACCAGUCUUUUCUCCACUGUGGAUUCAUUGACAGACAGGUGUUGCACUCUGGAGCUCGGAAUCCAACAGUUCAAAGGCGAGGUGCCUUCGCAGCUGCAGGUGGAGCUCUCCUCUUUGAAGGAGCAGAUGAAACAUCUCAUCGACGACUUCAAAGAUGAGCAGAAGCGAGCUGAAACUCAGGAGGAUGCCCUUUUGCAGCGGAUUGAGGAGGUGGGCUUUGGGGUGGACGCAGAAAUGCAGAAGGAAUUGGCUCGGUUGGAGCGGCGCGGAGAGGCAUUGCAAGAGCUGAUCGACCAGCUCGCAUCUCCUCAUGAGAAUGCAGAAACCGCUCAGAUACGUGCUUUAACCCUGCAGCGGGUGGCAGAAGUGCGACAGGAGCUGCAGAAAGAGGCGACUCUGCGGGAGGCAGCUGAUGAUGAGGUCUGGCAGGCCAUCAACCAUUACCGGGCCACCUUGCACCGCAGCCUGAGUGCCAAUUGAGGCUGGAUUGGAGUGAGUUCCAGAAUCAGUCAUUGGCCAGAAGCAUUUUUGUUGGCUCCAA
Messenger RNA from Durusdinium trenchii, 1122 nucleotides. The record is from the annotation of a GenBank genome assembly. Lineage: Eukaryota; Dinophyceae; Suessiales; Symbiodiniaceae.